Molecule: messenger RNA, 4577 nt
Organism: Sorex fumeus (smoky shrew)
Lineage: Eukaryota; Metazoa; Chordata; Mammalia; Eulipotyphla; Soricidae
Product: uricase
Exons: 8
Coding region: 75-986 (303 amino acids)
Biological process (GO): urate catabolic process; purine nucleobase catabolic process
Cellular component (GO): peroxisome
Molecular function (GO): urate oxidase activity
Source: RefSeq, a predicted model, not a curated record
GUCACAAACAUCUAUUUUGCCCUACUAUUCAUUCUCAUCCUUAAACUGAUUCUGAAGUUGAAGGUCAAGAGAAAAUGUCCUAUUACCAGAAUGACUAUAAAAAGAAUGAUGAAGUGGAGUUUGUCCGAACUGGCUAUGGAAAGGAUAUGGUAAAAGUUCUCCAUAUUAGGCGAGAUGGAAAAUAUCACACCAUCAAGCAGGUUACAACAUCAGUGCAGCUUACUCUGAGCUCCAAAAAAGAUUACCUGCAUGGAGAUAACUCAGAUAUCAUCCCUACAGACACCAUCAAGAACACAGUUCAUGUCUUGGCAAAGUUAAAAGGGAUCAAAAGCAUAGAAGUCUUUGCUCUGAAUAUUUGUGAGCAUUUCCUUUCUUCUUUUAGCCACGUCACCCGAGCUCACGUUUGUGUGGAAGAAGUUCCUUGGAAGCGUUUUGAAAAGAAUGGAGUAAAGCAUGUCCAUGCAUUUAUUCACACUCCCACUGGAACGCACUUCUGUGAGGUUGAACAGAUGAGGAGUGGCUCUCCAGUCAUUCAUUCUGGAAUUAAAGACCUCAAGGUCUUGAAAACAACCCAGUCUGGAUUUGAAGGAUUUAUUAAGGACCAGUUCACCACCCUCCCUGAGGUGAAGGAUCGGUGUUUUGCCACCCAGGUGUACUGCAAAUGGCGUUACAGGAACAAAGACGUGGACUUUGAGACCGCCUGGGCCACUGUUCGAGACCUGAUACUGAUGAAAUUUGCUGGCCCUUAUGAUAAAGGAGAGUACUCGCCCUCUGUCCAGAAGACCCUCUAUGAUAUCCAGGUGCUCUGCCUGAGCCAGAUUCCUGAGAUAGAAGAUAUGGAAAUCAGCCUUCCCAACAUUCAUUACUUCAACAUAGACAUGACCAAGAUGGGACUGAUCAACAAGGAGGAGGUCUUGCUACCAUUAGACAAUCCAUUUGGUAAAAUUACUGGCACAGUCAAGAGGAAGCUGGCUUCAAGGCUGUGACAUCGUUGACACCAGUAGAAGUUUAAGGGAUUCUUUAUGCUACUUGUGAAGCUAGAAAUCAGAGUCAGCAAUUUUUCAACUGAGUAUGUUGAUUUAUAGUGUCCAUUUUCCUCCGACAUAAAAGAAUUUCUUCUACGCCUAACCGAGCAAGAUCUUUUGUGAUUACUAAUCAUUACAGCAUGUUUUGUGAAUUCAGUUUACUUCACAAAUGCUGAGAAAUAGCAGAACAAUUAUAAAUCAAUAUUUUGUUGUCAUUGUGUGGUGCCUAUGUAUCCAAGGAAAGUUUUAGAAUCAGUUCCCUAAGAAAAUAACCAUGAAUUAAUGAAGACAUUUUAUCUACUGUAGUGUGCACAAGUUUAAGAAGCUAAUAUUGUUUUCAUUCUACUGUUGUCUACAGAGAAAAUUCAACUUCUGGUAAUUCAUAAAAUACAUAAACAAAAUUGCACCUUGGAAAAUAUUACCAUUAUGGGCUCAGUCAGAUAAAAUGUUUAAAUUUUGUUUGUUGUUGGGUCACAGCUGGUGGUGCUCAGGUCUUAUUCCUGGCUCUGCACUUAGGGAUCAUUUCUGGUGGUGCUUGGGGGAUCAAAUGGGACUCCAGAAAUUGAAAACGGGUUGGCUGAGUGUUAGGUUAGUGCCCUAUCUGCUGUACUAUCUCUCGGACCCCCAGAAUAUUUUUGAAUCUUUAAGAAUGCUGUAAUUUAUGCAUUUUUGGGGUGAUCAUUCUACUCUAAUACUACUUUUGUAAUCUUAAAGUAUUGAUUUUGUGAUUUCUACAGCACUUAAAGAAUAACACACAUUGUGGCUAAGAAAUAAAAAGUUGUUUUGUUUGAAUAAGCAUCACUUUAGUAUAAACAGUCACAUUUAAUAACUACUAUGCCAAUAUAUAUAGAAAGAAGAUCAUAGAAUAAAUGUAUGAAAAUAACAAUGAGAAUUUCUGGAUGGUGGGAUAGAGUUAUCUUAUCCUUUACCAUGCAAUUUUCUGAAUCUUCAAAAUAUGAUAAUUCAUUACUUUUAUAAUCAUAAAUAAAUAUAUAAAUGAGGAUUUAAAUUAUGUGUACAGACUUGAAUGUUGAUUAUAGUUACACCAACUAACUACUACUAUAACUUUAUUUUCUUACUACUUUUCUUUUUUAUUUGGAGGGGGGCAUACCUGGCAGUGCUUAAGACUUACUGCUGGCUAUGUUCAGGGAUAACUACUGGCAGGGUUCAGGGGAAUCACAUGGGGUCCUAGGGAUUGAACUCAGUACUGGCUUCUGAAAGGAAAGGACCUUAGGCACUCUAUUAUUUACUAUAAUUUUAGAAAACCAUAAUGAACCAUAACUACAUGACAAUGUUACUUUCUUGUGUUAAACUCUCCAUUUAUUAAAAAAUAUUAUGUAGCACUGUAGCACUGUCCUCCCAUUGUUCAUCGAUUUGCUCGAGCAGGCACAGUAAAGUCUUCAUUGUGAGACUUGUUGUUAUUGAGUUUGGCAUAUCGAAUAUGUCACGGGUAGCUUGCCAGGCUUUGCCAUGCAGGCAAGCUACACUCGGUAGCUGGCUGGGCUCACUGAGAGGGCGGUUAUCACGUCUGCUUUACACACAGAAGGUCCUGGGUUCGAGCCCCAGUGGAACCACACAAAAAAUUGUUUUGCAUUAAUAAAAAUAAUAAAAAAUGCUUAUGUGUGAGCACUUAGUAUUAUUGAUAGUUUCCCCAUUACCUUUGUAAUACUGAAAGCAGCACACUGUAGUUUUAAUUACUCAAACUAACUUAAAUUCUACCUUAAUUUCUUACCACUAAUAUGACAAGAUUCUCACAUAUAAGUGGAAGUAAAGCUAGAAUCUGCAUCAUAGAUAGAUUUUGAGGAUUAAAGGCAUUAAGGUUUAUAAAGUUCUAUAGGUAAUGCAUAUGCUUCACACAUGGAAAUGCCUCUAUAUAUUCUUCUAUAUAUUAUUUUAUGUGUGUAUGUACAGGAACACCUGGAAAAGUGCAUAGCUUACUCCUGGCUCUCUACUCAGGGAUCUCCUAGAGAUGAUGGGGGACCAUAGAGCAGUACCAAGGAUCAAACUGGGGCCAAACUGGGGUUGUCCAUGCACAGUACAAGCACCUUACUCAUUGUACUUUCUCUCUGGUCGCAAUGCCUGUAUAUGAAAUAUUCAUAUAAAUGUCUGUACAUAAUGUCUGUAUAUGGGUAAAAUAUCCUAUUUUCUACUGCUGUUAUAUUUAAGUAGAAAGUCAUCACUGGACUUUGUGGAUACGGUGAGAGUUGGGACGUCUGCAAAUUUUGAUGCUGGAGGCCAUUCACAAGCUAGUAGCUGCCUGGAAAGAAUGAAAGAUAAGAAGGAUAAAAUAAUUUUAAAAGGAAAGUUGUGUGCUAAAUUGAAUAUUUAUGUUACAAAAUAUGUUUUACAUCAUUUACCUUGCAUGGUCAAAUGGCUAGUACAUUUUAUUCCUUUCCCCUUUCGAUAAUUCUAUUCAAAGGGCCAUUGAGUUUGAUGCAGGAAUGGUGACAGCAUGUUUGUUUUUGUCCACAGUUCCCAGUUCAGACUCAUAGUUGUUGUAAAUAUGGAAUAGUUUAUGUUUGGGGACCACACCCAGAGGUGCUCAGGUUCAGAAGUGUCUAAUUUAGGUUGGCUGCACGCAAGGUAAGUGCCCUAUCCACUGCACUAUCACUCCAGUCCCUGGAAAAAGUUAUUGAAGUAGAAGAGAAAGAAACUACCCAGCCAGGGGGGAACUUUGUUAGGACUAAGCUCUGUGUGUGUGUGUGUGUUUUAAUGUGAAAACUGGGUCUUUAUAUUACUUAUGUUACAUUAUGUUACUAUCAAGAAUGACAGAGAAUAUGUGGAUUUUACUGCCAAGUUUACUGCUGGGUUAGGGCCUUUUAAGCAUUAUUGCCCAGUUGCCCAUUAUCUCUUAGUUGGUAAGCCUAAGUUUUAAGGCAGAAUUUAUGGUCUUGGGAAGGGGUCUAGGGAUUUAAAGGAAUAUUAAGAAAUGUGCAAUAGAGACAGCUAAAAUGGAGCCAUAGGGAGCAGCUGGCAAGGGAAAACUGAGGCUUCCUCUUUCAGGUAUAAAAUAAAUUCUUCUAAAAACAUCAAAAUAGAACAAAAGCCUUAGUUAGUGGGCCAGAGUGAUAGUCCAGAAGCAUGUGCCUUACACUCAUAAGGACAUGCAAGUUUGAUACCUGGCACCAUAUUGCUCCCUAGAACCGCAGGGUGUGGUACUAGAGGCCCUGAGUAGCACUGGCCCCAGGAGAAAUGCAUCACCCCAGUGAACCUCCUAUUGACUGGAUUUCUCCAGGAAUGACCCCUGAACAAUCAAUUGGGAGGCUGCCCUCCAUAAACUUUAGAAACACAGUAAAUUACUUCAGAGGAAGAAAUCCAUGUCAGAGCAGAAUUCUUAGCAAAAUAUGGCUCAUUUUACACAAAUAUGUAUUUUGCUUUUCCUGAGCUUAUAAAAAACUUCCAUUGUUAAGGUUCCCAGUGAGCUAUUGUCUUUUCUAUUCCAGGUGUAAGGCAGGAGAGUCUGUAGUCUGUGAACAUUUCAAGGACCAGUUUCCUGUUUGUGAAGGAGUUUUUCUCUUGCUUAAAAUAAUAAAAUAAGUGCUGAAAACCAGA